AUGACGGCGACUAAUAAUAUUAUACAGAUAGCGACUUCUAGAGCCAAAAUUAAAUUAGCAAAUUCAAUAAAAGACUACGAAGAAAUGGCAGUGGGUGUUAAAGAAUUAGUUGAAUGUCAGCCUGAACUAAAUAAAGAUGAAUUUGAAUGGUUAUCUAUUGCAUAUACGCAUUGCAUCAAAACACGACAUGUUGCUUGGACUGAGAUGAAAAUUACACUGGACAAAGAAAAAGAAAGUGGAAAUGAUGAAAUUAUUAGUGCAACCGAGACCAAAUUAAAAGAGAUCGAAAGUGAAAUGCUCUCUUACUGUGCUGAUGUUUUACAUUUGCUGGAAAAGAAAAUUCUACCCAAUAUCAAUAACAACAGUCUUAAAGUCUUAUGCUACAAAUUAAUGGGUGAUCAUAAUCGCUUUCUGGCAGAACUAGAAACGAGUAAUGCAGAAUAUGACGAGUUACACAGUUUUAGCGCUUAUCAAAAUGGCUACGAAUUAGCAUCUCGAGUAUUGCAUAUAACCUGCCCAGAAUAUUUAAGCCUAAUUCUUAAUUAUUCACAAUUCGUAUACGAGGUACUUGAAGAAAAAGAAAAGGCGAAAGAUAUGGUUAUUAAUGUACGAAAUGCUGUUGCGAGGCAAGCAGGUAUAAAGGAACCAAGUAAAGAUGCACUUGAUAUCCUUACACUUUUAAAUGAAAAUUUACUUCGAUGGGGCGUUACAGAGGAUGUGACUGAAACAGAAGACUCACCAUCAAGUACUUCUACCAAUUCAAAUGAGGAGGAACUUUCUUAG
Molecule: messenger RNA, 783 nt
Organism: Teleopsis dalmanni
Lineage: Eukaryota; Metazoa; Arthropoda; Insecta; Diptera; Diopsidae
Product: 14-3-3 family protein artA-like
Exons: 1
Coding region: 1-783 (260 amino acids)
Biological process (GO): signal transduction
Cellular component (GO): cytoplasm
Source: RefSeq, a predicted model, not a curated record